UAGCGAGAAUAAGUGAGUAUUUAAAGGACAACCUAAGGGUCGAAGUCGGACAGUGGAGCUAUCAGAAAGCUGGAAUAGUCGGAUAAGGAGGAACAUCCUUCAAUGGCGUCCCAUAUUACCCGUGAGUGGUCAGGAAUCAAUACAUUCGCACCUGCUACGCAGACUAAGUUGCUUGAACUCUUGGGAAAACUUAAGCAGGAGAAUGUGAACUCCUUGACUAUUCUUGUGAUGGGAAAAGGGGGUGUUGGAAAAUCUUCGACUGUGAACUCCAUCAUUGGGGAAAGAGUGGUUUCGAUUAGUCCUUUCCAGUCGGAAGGGCCGAGACCUGUGAUGGUGUCACGAUCAAGGGCUGGUUUUACAUUGAACAUUAUUGACACUCCUGGUCUCAUUGAAGGGGGAUACAUCAAUGAUAUGGCACUUGAUAUAAUAAAACGUUUCCUUCUGAACAAGACCAUAGAUGUGCUGCUUUAUGUGGAUCGCUUGGAUGUGUAUAGAGUGGACAACUUGGACAAGUUGGUUGCCAAAGCUAUAACAGAUAGUUUUGGCAAAGAAAUAUGGAACAAGGCUAUAGUAGCACUCACACAUGCCCAGUUCUCUCCACCAGAUGGAUUACCUUAUGAUGAAUUCUUCUCUCAAAGAUCUGAGUCUCUCUUGACGGUUCUUAGGUCUGGUGCCCGAAUAAAGAAAGAAGCCAUUCAGGCUUCUUCUAUUCCUGUUGUUUUGGUCGAAAACAGUGGGAGAUGCAACAAAAAUGAAAGUGAUGAAAAGGUUCUUCCGAAUGGGACUGCUUGGAUUCCUAACCUAGUCCAAACAAUCACAAAUACCGCAUUGAACAAAAGUGCGUCUAUUCAUGUUGACAAGGAUUUAAUUGAAGGGCCAAAUCCGAAUCAGAGAGGAAAAUUAUGGAUUCCUGUGGUGUUUGCUCUCCAAUAUUUCCUUCUCAUCAAGCCAAUAAAAGGACUGAUUGAGAGGGACAUUGAAAAUGAGAGAAAGCCAGCAUGGGAGAGACGUGAUGCCGGUUUCCGGAAGAGAGAUUUUUAUUAGAUGUGCACUUGAGUGCCGAUGAAAUUCCAUUGAUGUUUAGCUUCCUCUGCUGACACAUUUGUCCAUUGUCUUUUCCUUCUACUGUAUUUGCUAGUAUUCUGCGGCAUAGGAAUUUGUUUGACUUGAGAGGAUUGACUGUAUGUUGGGAAGUUGUUUGCCUUUGCAUGAUUUGUUUGUUAGUAGUUAAAUGUCUUGUAUACGUAACUCUAGAUAUGGCUACCAUCGUUGAUAUCUUGAUAUCCUAUUAAACUAGCCCGAAAUAAUGAUAUGAAUAUUGAAAACUACUUCAUAGCA
This is a messenger RNA of Cajanus cajan (pigeon pea), 1338 nucleotides long. RefSeq names its product translocon at the outer envelope membrane of chloroplasts 34 (gene TOC34). Gene Ontology annotation, cellular component: chloroplast outer membrane. The record is from RefSeq and is a predicted model, not a curated record. Gene Ontology annotation, molecular function: protein-transporting ATPase activity; GTP binding. NCBI's taxonomy places the organism in Eukaryota, Viridiplantae, Streptophyta, Magnoliopsida, Fabales, Fabaceae. Gene Ontology annotation, biological process: intracellular protein transport.